This is a messenger RNA of Microdochium trichocladiopsis, 3565 nucleotides long. RefSeq names its product XRN 5'-3' exonuclease N-terminus-domain-containing protein. The transcript has a single exon. Gene Ontology annotation, biological process: nuclear-transcribed mRNA catabolic process. Lineage: Eukaryota; Fungi; Ascomycota; Sordariomycetes; Xylariales; Microdochiaceae. The coding region runs from base 387 to 3428 and encodes 1013 amino acids. Gene Ontology annotation, cellular component: nucleus. The record is from RefSeq and is a predicted model, not a curated record. Gene Ontology annotation, molecular function: RNA binding; zinc ion binding; 5'-3' RNA exonuclease activity.
CGGACCAAGCCUUUUCCUGCCCGCUGCGCAAGGCUCGACGACAUCCAGGCCUUGUCGCGCACAUCGCAGCCACCACAAGGUUCCGGCAUUUGCGGACCAGCUUCCCUUGAUCCUUUCCAUUGACGUGCAGACCACGUCGCCUUUUGCGACAGCUGCGCAUUCGAGCUUGGCCUCCAUGCGCACGACAAUCCGCGCUUCUCUCCCCAAUCUGCCUGGGGCGCUUCCUCGACAGCUUUAUAGCAUACCGAAAUCCUGGCGACAAAGACGCAGUACCGCAGCGCCGAUCGCGAUAACCUGAAGACAAUCGACUCCCAUUCUCUGUGUCCACUUCUCCAACUCAAGCAAAUCAACUCGCAAAGCCCGUACGUUCGCUUCACAUCAUCACCAUGGGUAUCCCCGCGGCGUUCCGAUGGCUGUCCCAAAAGUACCCGAAGAUUAUCUCUCCGGUGAUUGAGGACCAGCCUAUUGUAAUGGAAGAUGGCACUGUCAUUCCGGUCGACACUACACGCCCGAAUCCUAAUGGCGAGGAAUUCGACAAUCUCUACCUCGAUAUGAACGGUAUCGUUCACCCUUGUUCGCAUCCUGAAGAUGGCCCGGCACCAAAAGACGAGGAGGAGAUGAUGUUGGCAGUGUUCAAAUACACCGACCGCGUCGUCAACAUGGUCCGCCCGAAGAAGCUUUUGAUGAUCGCCAUCGACGGUGUCGCACCGCGCGCGAAGAUGAACCAGCAGCGCUCCAGACGAUUCAGAUCCGCUCGAGAGGCAAAAGAGAAGGCUGCCGACAAGGAGGAGCUUUUGAAGAUGGUCAAGUCGCAGAAUGGUGGCGUGCUGCCUCCCGAGACAAUUGCGGCGAUGAACAAGAAGGCCUUCGACUCGAACUCGAUCACUCCAGGAACACCCUUCAUGGAUAUUCUCGCCAGCUCCUUGCGGUACUGGUGUGCGUACAAGCUCAACACCGACCCUGGCUGGGCCAACAUGAAGGUCAUCAUCUCAGACGCUACCGUGCCCGGAGAGGGUGAGCACAAGAUCAUGGAUUUCGUCCGGUCCCAGAGAGCUUCGCCCGACCAUGAUCCGAACACCCGCCAUGUAAUUUACGGACUUGAUGCCGAUUUGAUCAUGUUGGGCCUGGCUACUCAUGAGCCUCAUUUCCGUGUACUUCGUGAAGAUGUCUUUGCUCAGCAGGGCAAGACGAGAACUUGCAGGAUUUGUGGCCAGGAAGGCCACGAGGCAAGAAACUGUCGCGGCGAGGCCAAGAAGAAAGAUGACGAGCCUGGCGACAAGCCCGUGCCUCUGAAGCCAUUCAUUUGGCUCCACACCUCUAUACUUCGAGAGUAUCUGGCGGUCGAGUUGAAUGUUCCAGGACUGCCGUUCCGCUUCGAUCUGGAGCGCGCUAUCGACGACUGGGUCUUUAUGUUCUGCUUUGUGGGCAACGACUUCCUUCCUCACCUGCCCGCUCUCGAAAUUCGCGAGAACUCAAUUGACACCCUUACCGCCAUCUGGCGAGACAACCUUCCAGAGAUGGGCGGCUAUGUCACGAUGGACGGGCGCAUUGACCUCAAUCGGGCCCAGCUCAUCCUCAACGGCCUGGCGAAGCAAGAAGAUGCUAUUUUUCGGCGAAGAAAGGAAACCGAGGACAGAAGAGAGGCCAAUAACAAGCGCCGCAAGAUGCAGGAUCAGCAGCGGAAUGGUCGCAAUGGCAACCACAACGAGUCCAGCUUGCCUGGUGGACUCAACAACUCUCUCACCCACAACCUCAUCGUCAACCGGCCUGAUGCAAAUACUGCGAACAAGAGUGCUGCUGCGGUCUUGAAAAGCCAGAUCAAGGCGCUGACUGAGGCCAAGUCAGCCGAAGCUACUCAGCCCGAAGCAGCUCCAACAGCCACUUCGGAACCCUCUGAAGCAACUACAGGCAACACACUUGGCAAGCGCAAAGCUGAAGAAAUCACUGAUGGCCAGAGCACUCCCGGGUCAACUGACAAGGAGCCCGCGGAGCCUGAGGACACCAUCCGUAUGUGGGAGGAGGGCUAUGCCGACAGGUACUACGAGCAGAAGUUCAAGGUCGACCCGAAAGACAUCGAGUUUCGCCGCAAAGUCGGUCGCGCGUACGUUGAGGGCCUGGCGUGGGUUCUGGCUUACUACUUCCAGGGCUGCCCCUCUUGGGAGUGGUAUUAUCCCUACCACUAUGCGCCCUUUGCCCAGGACUUUGUCGAUAUCGGCAAAAUGGACAUCAAGUUCGAGAAGGGCACGAUCGUGCGGCCGUUCGAGCAGUUGAUGAGUGUCCAGCCUGCUGGCUCAAAGCACGUCCUGCCGGAUAUCUUCCACGAUCUUAUGACAGAAAGCGACAGCCCUAUCAUCGACUUUUACCCCGAGGACUUUGAGAUCGACCUCAACGGCAAGAAGAUGGCUUGGCAAGGCGUUGCUCUUCUGCCUUUCAUUGACAUGCCUCGCCUGCUUGGUGCUGUUCAGGCGAGAUACCCACAGCUAAGCCCAGAAGACACGAUACGAAAUGGCAAAGGCCAGACCGUGAUGCUGUUGUCUGAGGCGAACCAAGAGCUUUACGACGACAUCAUCAGCAGGUUCUACUCGAAGAAGCAAGGCGCGCCCGAGUUCAACCUGAACCCGCGCGCCAGCCAGGGACUGUCAGGCAAGGCCAGCAAAUUGGCAGAGUACCUGCCGCACGGCACACUCGUAUACCCCCUUGAGAGCAACUCCAUGCCCGACGUUGAGGACGACCGGUCGGUGACAGUUGUCUACGACAUCCCCGAUACCGGGCAUAGCCACAAGUCGAUGCUGCUCCGAGGCGUCGAGCUGCCCACACCGGCCCUCAACCGCAGCGACAUCGAGGAGCUCAAGGGCAAGAUGCGCAACGGGGGACGCAGCUAUGGCGGCGCGCCGCUCGGUGGUCGUGGUGGUUACGGCGGCCGAGGCCGCGGCGAUCGCAUCCACUACGGCUCUGACUCUCGACAGAACAACCGUCCCUAUCACCAGAACGGGAACAACGGCUAUGGGCAUCAACAAGGUGGUGGCUAUCAGAACUCUUACCAAGCCCCGCCACCCGUGCCACCACCUGGCUGGGUACCGCCACCUCCUGGGAUGCCAGGCUUCGGGAACGGUCUUCCUCCACCUCCGCCACCCCAGCAUUAUGGUAAUGGCGGUGCUUACGGAGGCUACAACAGUGGUGGUGGUGGCGGCGGGUACAGGGGCGGCGGAGGUGGUGGUAGUGGAGGACAUCAUCAUGGCAACAAUCAUUACCAGGGCGGCCACCAUAACCAGCAGCAGCAUGGGUAUGGUGGUGGUGGUGGUGGUGGUGGCGGAGGCUAUGACAGCCGCUACAAUGACCGCUCUGGGUAUAGAGGAGGUGGUGGAGGCGGCGGCGGCGGCCGUGGCCGCGGUGGCUACGGCGGAAACAACGGAUACAGGCGGGAUUAGCUACGGGAGUAUCUAUGGAAAGAAGAUAUCUUGUGGUUCAGGAGCGAGCUGGCCCCUCUAUUAUGCUGGGCCUAAAAUGAAGAAUGAUUGUCGUAGAACUUCGAUAAAUGAAUGACAUGUUUAGUUUUUCUUAUUGA